Carassius carassius (crucian carp) is the source of this 1945-nucleotide messenger RNA. Its product is annotated as forkhead box protein N2-like. NCBI's taxonomy places the organism in Eukaryota, Metazoa, Chordata, Actinopteri, Cypriniformes, Cyprinidae. Gene Ontology annotation, molecular function: cis-regulatory region sequence-specific DNA binding; DNA-binding transcription factor activity. Gene Ontology annotation, cellular component: nucleus. The transcript has 4 exons. Gene Ontology annotation, biological process: regulation of DNA-templated transcription. Bases 240 to 1361 code for a protein of 373 amino acids. The record is from RefSeq and is a predicted model, not a curated record.
UUCUCUAAAAAGUUUGUUUAGCGCCACUUGAAAGGUGUGUUAUUUCUCGGUUGAUUACCUUGCUCAAUCAUUUACUCGCUUGUGCAGGCAGUAUUGAAUAAAUAAAUGACCCUUCUAUGGAAUGUUACUGACUUUUAUAGCCUCCUUCCUGGGUUUAAGUACUAUUUGUUUAUUUAUGAAAACGGCUUCUCUGUGUGCUUAUUAUUAUUAUUUUUUAUCAUUUUAUAGGACAUGUUUGAAUGUGUGUACAUAUGCACAAUGCAUUAAUAUUACUCUUUGUUUCUGCAGUUCAACGGGUGAAUGUGUGGAUCCGGCAUCUUGCUGCUGGGAGACAGAUGGAGAAAUACACACAAGCACUGCCACCCCAUUCUCCUCUACAUUCCCCCCAAAGUGAUUCAGAAGCUCUGUCCCGAUCCCCCUCUCGUCCACAGCCUGCCGCUGUUCAGCUUGUGUCCCUCCCUUCCACCCUAUCCACCCCAGCCUCCUGUCUAAACUCAGCCCCUCGGGUGUCUGGAGGGUCACACUGCCUCAGACCCUCCACAGUAUCUGACCAGGAUGACCUGACCUGCCUCAGCUGGCUGCAUCAAAGAGGGAACCUGUUACCCCUGCAGCCACUGCCCAAAAUCACCACACUGCCCCAGACAUUAGACUUGAUUCCUGUCCAACAGCUGCUUUCCUCCCCUGCCAAGCCCCCAUACUCUUUCAGCAGUCUCAUCUUUAUGGCAAUAGAAGAUUCUCCCGAGAAGAGGCUCCCUGUGAAAAGUAUUUAUCAGUGGAUUGUCGACAACUUCCCCUAUUAUAAAGAGGCUCCCGGUGGAUGGAGGAAUUCCGUCCGACACAACCUUUCCUUGAGCAAGAGCUUCCAACGAAUACAUAGAGACAAGAGUCAAUCUGUCGGAAAGGGCUCAUUAUGGCGUGUUUGUCCUGAACAUCGGCCAGCUCUUCUGGAAGUUCUCAGAAAAACACAUUAUUGUCAUCGUACCAACAGUAGCUUGCUGAACAAGCGUGUUUUGUUGGAGGCGACUGAUGAUGGGCAGAACACCUUGGGUGAGAGCUUUUUUUUUUCAGAUCUAGAUUUUCUGUCUUCAAACCUACCGUGCUCUUUGACACCAGAUCACGAGGAGCUGGUCCCCAUGGAGUCUUUGGAACUGACAGAGGUUGCCGGCGAGGAUUUGGAGAAAGAUCCAUUGGCAGACAGUGGUUACAUUGAGUUACACUAUUACCAGUAUCAGCAGUAUCAGUACCUGGUUCUUCCAGGAGACAGUGAGCUGGACCUGGAGUCGGUUGAGAUACUGCAGCUUGAUGCAGAGGCUCAGGAGGCUGCCGGAUCACUGCUUGACCUCGCGGGAGGCAAUCACUGACAGCUUGCCUGUGUGCUGUGUACAAGCAAGGAGGGUUAAUAGGGAGAUGGGGCCACUGUGAGAACUCUAGGCUUGAUGUACUAUUGGCACUUUAUAACUGCCUGAACUUUACUUACUUUCAUGAAAGGUGCAACAUAAGCAAUUCCAAAUAAUCUAGUGAUUUGAAAAGACAUUUGCAGGGACUGACAACAGCACUGUGAGGGUAUCCUUGGUAUUAGUUUAUAAUAGGUAAUAAAGUAUCUGCAGAAUGCUUUCAUAAAGAACAAAAUAUUUAUUGUUUAUUGACAUGGUUGAAAUCUAAUAUUUAAUGCACGUCCAUACCAUUUUUAAGUCCCUUCCAUUAAGAUUACUCUUAAGAUUUGUUGUGUUUUUACUUUCAGAUCAGAGGGAUAAAGUUCUGAUGUGAUUUUUAUUUUAGGUUUACAAUAUGAAAUUAUGAACAUGUUCAAGUAUUACUGAUAUAAACUGCCAGCUGUUAAAUUGGGAAGAUAGAAAGAUUAAUAUCUAAUCCUGAUUUCUUGUUGAUUAUUGUCAUGCUACAGCAUUAUGUAGCUAUUAGUUUUCUGAGUAGUAAGAUGCAUGUC